AUUACUGAAGCUACAAAUAGACGCAGACUGUUGGUGUAAACAAAUGCUUUGGAUCUGUAAGUAGGAGCUGCUUUCUGCUCUCACGGGAUACUGGAGAAGUGGUUUUGAGAAAGACAGAUAAGUCAUCUCAUUGAAACAACAUGAGCAACAUGUCAAUGUCUGUGGAUCCUGUUCCAUCUAAUGCAAAGUGCCAAGUUGACUUUCAGUUUGAAAAGAAUAACAAGGAACACAGGACUGAUAAGAUCAGCACCAAGCGGCUGAUAGUUAGGAGGGGCCAGAGCUUCAGCAUUAAGGUGAACUUCACGGAUGGAUUCAAUCCAAACGACAACAAGCUUAAAAUGAUCUUUGAGACAGGUCCAGACCCUAAGAAAUUAAAUGGAACUAAAGUAGAGGUUCCAUUCACAAAGUCAAUAAAUCUAAAACGAUGGAGUGGAAUCAUUACCUCCUCCACCAGCAAUAAAUUGUGCAUAGCCAUAUCGCCAUCACCAAGAGCCAAGAUUGGUUACCACAGAUUAAUUCUGGAGCAUGCUUAUAAGUCGGAUGUGCAGUACCAUCUUGGAAAUUUCGUUGUGCUUUUCAAUCCAUGGUGUUCAGAGGACGAGGUUUUUCUGAACAGUGAUCUUCAGCGGGAUGAAUAUGUGAUGAAUGAAACUGGAAUUAUUUACGUUGGUAGCAGUGAUUACAUACAUGAUGUUCCCUGGAACUUUGGACAGUUUGAAGAAGAUAUUUUGGACAUCUGCCUUAAGUUAUUGGACAAAACACCCAAAUAUCUGAAAAAUCCAAAUAAGGCACUUAGGAGAAGAGGUUUUCCUGUUUACAUCGCUAGAAUUGUGUCUGCCAUGGUGAAUUGCAAUGAUGAUACGGGAAUACUUUAUGGCAGUUGGAGUCCCCCAUAUUCUGAUGGAGUAUACCCAGGGAAAUGGAACGGAAGUGUUGCAAUCCUUCGUAAAUGGCACAACAGUGACUGCCAAGCAGUUCGCUAUGGGCAGUGCUGGGUGUUUGCAGCAGUCACCUGCACAGUUUUAAGAUGUUUAGGAAUUCCUACUCGUGUGGUCACCAACUUUGAUUCUGCUCAUGAUACUGAUGCAAACUUAACCAUUGAUGAGUAUUACAAUGUAGAAGCGGAAAACCUGGGAGAAUCAGCUGAUAGCAUUUGGAACUUCCACGUGUGGGUUGAAAGUUGGAUGGCACGAAAUGACCUAAGUCCAGGCUAUGAUGGAUGGCAGGCUGUGGAUGCAACACCACAGGAGGAAAGUGAUGGAAUUUACUGCUGUGGACCAGCUUCAGUAAAUGCAAUCAAGGAAGGGGAGAUGGAUAUGCAAUAUGACAUCCCAUUUGUUUUUGCUGAGGUAAACGCACAUUGUGUGGAUUGGCUGGUUUUUAAUAGUGGAGAAAAAAUGAAAAUGAAAGUUAAUGAAUCACGUGUUGGCCACAAGAUAAGCACAAAGCGCUGUGGUUCAGAAGAACGUGAGGACAUUACAAGCAAUUACAAAUAUCCUGAUGGCUCUGUUCAAGAAGCAGAUGUUUUUGAAAAGGCUAACAGAAUGCAAAAUAUUCCAACACCAGAAAAGACAUUAAGCUUGUCUAUCGUCACUGAGCUGCCUAUUUACAAUGGAAAACCAAUUGCAGUCUCUAUGGUCGUUUCCAACAAUACUUCAGAGCAAAAGGUCUAUAACCUCAGAUUUUGGGCUAAGAAAAGAAAGUACAAUGCAGUAACAGAGAACCAAUGCAUCAAGAAGCAUGAACAAGAGAUCACUAUCGCUCCCAACACAGAAAAGAAAAUACCUUUGAAAGUGGAUUACAAGGAGUAUGGCUUGUUCCCUGACAUGUACAACCUAAUGAAGCUGAUAUCUGUUGUAACUGAUGUUUCAUCAAAAAGCAGCGCAUUUGCAAUGAAAGACGUUUCACUGAUCAACCCUCCCCUAAUAAUUAAGAUGCUGAAUUUCUCUGCUGUGGUGAAUAAGAAAGUUCACAUAGAGAUCAGCUUUCAGAACUCCUUUCCUGAAACUCUGAAGAAUUGUGUCAUGACUCUUGAGGGAGCAGGUCUGAUUGAAGGAGAAAAGGAAAUAAAGUUUCCAAAUAUAGCACCUAAUGAAGAAGCAAAAGUGAAGUGUGACUUUGUUCCUUACAAGUCGGGGAUGAAGAAACUACUGGUGGAUUUUGACUGCGACAAACUACGAGAUUUAAAAGGAUCCAUGAACAUCAUAGUCCAAGAAAAAUAAAGAAAAGGAGAACCAUUGAAAACAGCUUAAAAUUUUGUUUGUUUUCUGAAUCUGUGGAAUAGUUAUUCAGAGAUGCAUUAACUGUUUACAUUGCCAAGUAGUCAUUAGAUAUUGCAAUCACUUUCCAUGUUUAAGUGCACUUUUUCUUUUAGUUACAAAUUAUAGUCCACUAUAACAUUGUUCUGUUUUAGUGUGUCAUAAUUGAGGUUUAUAAGAUUAUUAUAUUUUUGGACUGUAACUUUAAAUUUAGGGUAAAUAAAGUGUGUCAUGUGA
This is a messenger RNA of Carcharodon carcharias (great white shark), 2495 nucleotides long. Its product is annotated as protein-glutamine gamma-glutamyltransferase 2-like. The transcript has 13 exons. The coding region runs from base 141 to 2222 and encodes 693 amino acids. Lineage: Eukaryota; Metazoa; Chordata; Chondrichthyes; Lamniformes; Lamnidae. Gene Ontology annotation, biological process: peptide cross-linking. Gene Ontology annotation, molecular function: protein-glutamine gamma-glutamyltransferase activity. The record is from RefSeq and is a predicted model, not a curated record.